Messenger RNA from Cuscuta europaea, 4569 nucleotides. NCBI's taxonomy places the organism in Eukaryota, Viridiplantae, Streptophyta, Magnoliopsida, Solanales, Convolvulaceae. The record is from the annotation of a GenBank genome assembly.
AGGAAAAACAAGCAAAGCCGAACUCCUCCACCUAAAGAUGCAAAGUUUGAGGAAAAGGUCAAAUAUCUUCAAGCAAAGAAGCUAGUGAGUGAGCUCAAAAAGAGAGAAAAGAAGGGGGAGGGUGUUGGCACGAUGGAGGUUUUACCAACAUCGGAUCAACAAGAUUCUUCUAACUCCAAAGAUGGUGGUUCUACCGCUCCUAGUAUUGAGGUUGAAAGCUUACCUCCUAAUGAUACUACUAUGGCCGAGGUGUCCUUGGCUAUUUCUAAUGCAAAGAGUGGUGAUGCCUCAAACAAUGAGCCAUCUCUUGCACCCCAUGCAAUGGGGGGAGCUGGUUCCUUUGCGGAGGCACUCUUGGGGAUUUCAUCUUCUACAAAUGUAGGUGUAACAAAGGAGAGUAUUCCAAGCAAGGUUCAAACUACAUCUAUGGAAGUGUCGGAUUACAACAAAGUGAUUAUUCAGGAUGAAGACGAGUCCAUCUCACUUGGCUCACAUGACACCGAACCCAGCAAGCGAGACCAAGAGGAGGAAAAAGGGGAGGGAGGAAAGCAAUGGUCCUCCCUAUUCCAUAAUAACCGAGCUCCUUCUUCCGGAUUAAAGCUUGAAUACUUUCCACCCACCGGUGAAAAGUUGGAUUUUUCUCACUUAAAAGUUCCUACUCUCAUUGAAGUGUGGGGCUAUUGCUUGGUGGGUCACUUUUCGGGAAGGUUUCCAGGACUUAAAGCCAUAUAUGCCAUGACCAAAGCAUGGGAGGUGGAGGUACAAGUCAAAACACAUGGCAAGGGUUGGGUCAUAUUCAAGUUUCUAUGCGAGGGUGACCGAACCAAGGUACUAACCGAAGGGCCAUAUAUCCUAUAUGGCAAGACUAUGUUCCUUAAAGAAUUAUCGGAAGACUUCUCUACAAAUAGUGACGAGUUCCUCAAAGUGCCAACAUGGGUGAAAUUUCCUAGGCUUUCUAUGCGUUUGUGGCAAGCAAAUGAGAUUGGGAGGAUUGCCUCUAUGGUGGGUGUCCCUAUUACGACCGAUAAAGUUACUCAAGACAAAACCUACACUAGUUUUGCUAGAGUACUAAUUGAAAUUGAUGCUUCCAAGCCACCGACCCUCCAAUUUCCAAUUAUCCUCCCCUCAGGCAAAGAGUAUGUGCAAACAGUCCUAUACGAGACCUACCCUAAUUUUUGUUGUCAUUGCAAAAAAUUUGGGCAUCACUUCUUCGUGUGUAAGGUUCUCAACCCGCCAAAGGGAAAGGUAAUUGAGGAGGUUUCGACCAAGGGAAAAACAGUGGGGGUAACAACGGAGAAGGAGGAGAACUUCCAGGUGGUCACUUACAAAAAGAAGCAACCUAACGCUCCUUUACAAGGCAGGUUACAAACUGCCUAUAAGCUGCCGGUCUUCCCGUUUGUCCCCAAAAAUGUUGAAAACGUUUGGGGCAAAAAGCAUGUUGUUGAUAAAGAUUGGGAUGGACGUCAAGUUUCUAGCGUACAUGAGAUGGAAGUUGAUGAUAUAGUUACAAAAUUUGUAACUAAAGAAGACGGAUUGCACUUGGCGUUUGUUAAGAAGAGGCACCAAAUUGAGAGCCAUGCUUCCAUUGUUAGUAUCGGGAGAGACCUUCAUAGGGAGCCUCGCAUGGAUAAACCGGCUAUUUGCUUCACGGACUCUUGUCUUGUAUCACUUCCCGGAGUCAAACGUGCAAGGAGAUGGUACGCAUUUAAUAAAGAAAUUUUUAUUCUUAAUGUUGCUUGUUUUUUUGAUGUCAAUGUGAGGCACAACAAGGAUUUCUUGCAAGCUAAAAAACUGCCCACGGAGAGUAUUAUCCCCUCCAUGGCUUUGCAAUCAAGAGGAGAAGGUGCGAGUUCCUCCAAAUUGCCGGCACCAUAUACGAAGGCAGCACUUUUGGAUCCUUUAACCGGGGAGAAAGUCGCUCAACAAGUUGAAAAUCCGGAGGGACGAAGAGUUCGCAACAUGCACGACAUGUUUGAGGAUGAUGUAGUCACCAACAUGCUCAAGGAUGAAAACGGGAAAAGGGUGAUCUUCGUUAAACCCUUAGAUGAUAUUGCACAUGAUGUAAAAGUAGUGAAAGUGGGGCCUAGUCUUGAGUGGGUACCAUGUGAUGAACCGGGGGUCUUCUUUACCGAGCCGUGCUUGAUCUCAUUCCUAACGGUUAAGAAGAACAAAGAUUGGUAUGACUUUGAUACUUUGCUUUUCACUAACGAUGUGUUUGAUUUUUUUGAUGCCAACACUAGUUGGAACAAAAAAUACUUGAAAGAAAAGCAAAGAAGGAAGAGGAAGGCCGAGCGUGAGAAGGAGAAAGGGCAAAUUCAACCCGGGGAUGAUGGCUACACCUCGGAUUUCUAUCUCACUUGAUGAUUACACAGAAAUGGAGUCAAUUUAUUGAUGGCACGGCUCAGUUUUCAAUUGUGAGGAAACUAAAGUUGCUCAAAAGGCCGCUAAAGAACCUCAACGCAGUGGAAUUUGGGCAUAUAUCAAUGAAGGCAAAGAGAGCAAAGGAAGAAUUCAAAAGGUUGAAUAAAUUAUUGCUAGUCUCGCCUCUUGAUGAUGAUUUAAAAUUGCAAGUGGGGGCUGCUAGGAAAAAGGCUACCUUUUUGGGGGAGGCCGAAUCAUGCUUCUACCAACAAAAAGCAAAGGCCACACACAUCCUUGAGGCAGACAAAGGCACAAGAUACUUCCAUGCCAUCGUGAAGAGGAAUGCUACAAGGAACGCCAUUUCUUCCAUAGUUUUGGAGGACGGUAGCCUUACUACUUCCUUAGAUCAGGUUGGGGAUGAAUUUGUAAAAUUUUUUGUGAAUUUAUUUGGUACUAGCGAGAUAAACCUACCCCUUGACCCGUUGGUUUUAGGAACCGGCCCCUUGAUUGAACCAAGUGUUCAUGAUAGCCUUCUUACUCCGGUAACAAACAAGGAAAUUAAAGAUGCUUUGUUUGAUAUUGGGGAUGACAAGGCACCGGGGCCGGAUGGGUUUACCUCGGCCUUCUUUAAGGCAAAUUGGAGUUUUAUUGGGGAUGACAUAAUCCAAGCGAUUAAGGAGUUUUUUCGGACGGGUAAGUUGCUCAAACAGAUCAAUCAUACUGUUAUAGCACUUAUCCCUAAGACUAAUCACUCCCCGAAAGUGUCGAACUAUAGACCUAUUUCAUGCACGAAUGUAUUAUAUAAAAUUAUCACAAAAAUUAUUGCGGCUCGAUUAACCCCGUGUCUUUCGGGACUGGUUAAUCAAGCCCAAGGAGCUUUCGUAGAUGGCCGCCUAAUGUUUGAUAACAUUUUCCUAGCCCAGGAAGUUGUUAGAGGAUACAAUAGGAAGCGAAUCUCACCGAGAUGUAUGAUUAAGGUAGAUUUGCGCAAGGCCUACGACACGAUUUCCUGGGAUUUCUUGGACAAAGUCUUGAGGGGCAUGGGCUUCCCCGAUAAAUUUAUUGCAUGGAUUAUGGAGUGUGUGUCCAAUGUCUACUUCUCGGUUUCUUUAAACGGAUCGCUUUACGGAUUCUUCAAAGACAAACGUGGAAUUAGGCAAGGGAUGUCCAAUGUCCCCUUUGCUUUUUGUUUUGUGCCUUGAAUAUUUCUCCCGGUUACUCACCGUGAGAACCAAAGGGGGGAAUUUUAAUUACCACCCGCAAUGCUCCACGUUGGGCAUCACCCAUUUGGCAUAUGCCGAUGACCUUAUGCUAUUCUCGAGAGGUGACACAUUUUCCAUUGAAAUAUUGGUCAACGCUCUCAAAGAGUUUGGCGAGGCAUCCGGUCUAAGGGUUAACCACGAAAAAUCGAAUAUUUUUUUGGGAGGGGUGAAGGAGCUAGAACUACAAAACAUUUUAAACAUUGUCGACUAUGGGCAAGGAAUAUUCCCGGUAAGAUACCUUGGAAUACCACUUGCCCCGCUAAAGGUAUCGGUUGCACAAUAUGCUCCCCUAAUCGACAUGGUCAAAGAUUUCCUAAAUGCGUGGAAUACGAAAACACUAUCCUAUGCUGGAAAAAUUGAGCUAAUCCGAUCGGUGAUCCAAGGGGUCCAAUCGUUUUGGCUCCAAAUCUUCCCGGUUCCGCAAACCAUAUUGGAUAGGAUAGUGUCCAUUUGUAGAAUGUUUUUGUGGGGUGGAAAGUUUGCGAAGGUGGCUUGGGAUGACAUAUGUCUUCCAAAAGAGGAAGGGGGUCUUGGCAUCCAUAAUGCCCGUACUUGGAACCAUAGCCUCCUUUCUCGCACUCUUUGGGACGUACACAAAAAGAAAGAUACCCUUUGGGUUCGUUGGGUUAAUGGUGUAUACCUUAAGGGUAGAAGUGUGUGGGAUUUUGUCCCACACGGCCGAGACUCACAACUCAUGAAGAGGUUAAGUCAAAUACGGGACAAAAUACGAGGAUGCUUUAAUAAUUUAAAUGAAACCAUUAUGGGCCUUAACGCUAGGAGUAGGGUUGGACUCGGGCCGGGUCGGGCCCGGGCCGGGCCUAGGCCUGGUCGGGCCGGCGGUUCUAUAUAGUUGGACCCGGGACCGGCCCGGGUAGCCACCGGGUCCGGUCCGGGUCCGGGCCGGGCCGGGCCUCGGGUUUGGUUACUUUUUUUUUUUUUGCUUAGC